UUAAGUUGUUAUUAGAGCAUCUCCAAUAUAAAACGCCAUUUUUUCCUCCAAAAUGGGUACCCAUUUUAAGAUUGUUAGGCUUUUUGAAAGUUUUUUUGACAAAACAAAACAAAAGGAAAACAAGUUUUGCAUUGAAGUCAUGCCAAAGAAGUUGCAUGAAUUUUUUUUUUUUUUGAUAACCGAGUGUCCUGGUCCCACCGUGGUGGUCCAGACUAGAGACCGAGUCCGUAGCAGGUUCAACACCCAGACAAUGGUCUUCGGUCUCGGGCGCCAGAGCAAGUCCGCAUGUGAAUUCCCUGGUGGCCAGUGGAAAUCGAACCCGGGUCCGUAUUGGGACCGAAGCUCCCUCAAGACCACUAGGCUAACCCCGCUGGUCAAGUUGCAUGAAUUAAAUCUAGCAAAAACUAGCAGUGAUAAUCAUUGAUCUAGGUUCUUACCUUUAGAUAAAAUUACUGGUUAUAACAAAAAGAAAAGCUCAAAUCUGAUGCCUAUCACACCCUUCACCAAGAACAAACGAGGAAUCUGGGUGGAAAAAUAAACUUACAAGAAUAACAAAGAGAUCACAAUCUUUAUGCUUAUUGUGACCACUGUUAAUAAAAGGAAAAUGACAAAGCUUCUCCUAGAAUUUAACACAACAAAGGAUUCCAUGCGAUUGCUGGAAAAAUCUUGUCGGAUAAAAACAUGACGAUUAUUUACAUGGUUUCUCUGUCCAAAAAAAUAUAAACAGAACUAAAUCUAUAAAAUAUCUUUCAAAUCAUUUAGCAUCACUCUGAAACACUAUGCAGCCUAAAAUUGUACUGUUUUUUCUAUACACCUAAUUUUCAUGUCUUUCAUUGGUUUUGAGCUAAUUCACCCAAAGAGAGAACUUACUUUGAUCUGACAUUACAAAAAGAUAUGAGUACAUGAAGUAAGAUCUAACCAAAUCUUUUUACAUGAUUUUGCCUAUCAAAAACGUAGAGUUAAUUUUGGAGGAAUAGGAGCAGGAGAGUCGCAAUUAAUUAUGCACAGUCUAUUGGUACGUAGUUAAUUAUGAGAAAGUUCUUUGGUAGGAACACUAAUUUCUCAUUAAAAUUUGGGUUUAACGAUCAUCUUCCAAUUUAUAACAAAAUUCCUCUUGGAUCAACCUAUAUUUUAAUUUCCUUGAUUGUCUUUUUAAAGUCUUGCUUCCCUUUUGUUUAAUGUCCACAAUCAACAAAAAGAGACAUCCAACUGAUUGGUUAUUUAAGUCUCUCUCUGGUACGUUAUCCUUUGAAUUUUCAACAUUAUACUUUGCAUUUUCUCUCCUUAUUUCCCCUCAAGGACCCCAUAACUUUCUCCAAACUCCAUAAAGUAUUUGGAGCCCGCAACGUCAGUAAGCUUCUCAGUGAGGUCCUUGAAGAACAGAGACAAGAAACCGAUAACUCGUUUGUCUUAUGAGACUGACGUUCGUCUCAAGGAUCCAGUUUACGGUUGCAUUGUAGCCAAUAGCUUCUCUGCAGAAGAAGAUGCUUGAGCUUGAACAUGAUAUAGCCCUUGCUCGCUCUCGACUACUUGGCCAUUCUGGAGUUAACAACAACAAAGCUGCAGUCUACUCUGAUGCCGUUCUCUGAGUUUUGAUCACGAGGAGAAGGGAGAUGCAUUGUAUGGUGAAUUUAAUUCAAGCUCAGGCAGCUAUGCUCGUAGCAAGCUUUUCGUGCAAGCUAUGAAUUGAAGCAUGUAAUUUCCAUGUCCUGGAGUCUUCACUUGAAAACAAUGAUAUUUUUUCUCAUAUAUGCUAUGGUUUUUUAUCUAUGCGUACGUGCUACGGAAGCGAAUAAUGACGUCAUCUUAUUUUCAUAUGCUAUAUUUAUUUUUAUUUUAAUUUCCAUGUGCUGGAGGGAGAGCUUCUUCGCGCCUAUUUCUCACGAAGAACGCUCCUCACCUCAUUCCCUCUCUCCCUCAUCAUGCCCAAAUCCAACGACGGCGGCGCAGAUUCCGAGUCCGAGUCCGAGUCCGUCCCGCUGCUCGAUCUAUCGAAACCGUCAUCACCGAUCUCCUUCCCGAUCAAAUCUCUCCAAUAUUUAAAAUCACGUUCGUACUUCGACUCUUUCCACUUUCAGUUCAAUCGCUCCACAGUCCCUCUCCGGCGAGACUUACCUGAUCGGCCAAGGGUUUUAGUCUGCCACGAUAUGAAAGGAGGGUACGUAGACGACAAGUGGAUCCAAGGGUGUGAAAACGACGCCGGGUUUGCUAUUUGGCAUUGGUUUUUGAUGGAUGUGUUUGUUUACUUCUCUCACUCUCUGGUGACGAUUCCUCCUCCUUGCUGGACCAAUACAGCUCACAGGCAUGGCGUUAAGGUGUUGGGGACUUUCAUCACGGAAUGGGAUGAAGGAAAAGCUACCUGCAAUGAGAUGCUUGCCACUAAGGAGUCUGCUCAGAUGUAUGCUGAGCGUUUGGCUGAGCUUGCUACUUCUCUAGGUUUCGAUGGAUGGCUGAUAAAUAUAGAGAACGAAAUAGAUAAAGAACAGGUUCCUAAUUUGAUGGAGUUCGUCAGCCAUCUAACAAAAGUCUUGCAUUUAUCCACUCCUGGGUCUUUGGUUAUAUGGUACGAUAGUGUCACUGCUCAUGGCCAUCUUAAAUGGCAAGAUCAUUUGAAUGAAAAGAACAAACCUUUCUUUGACUUGUGUGAUGGUAUCUUCAUGAACUAUACAUGGAAGGAGAGCUACCCAAAAUUAUCAGCUGAAGUUGCCGGGGACAGAAAAUAUGAUGUUUACAUGGGAAUUGAUGUCUUCGGUCGCGGCUCCUUUGGUGGUGGUCAAUGGACUGUUGAUACUGCUCUUGAUUUGCUGAAGAGAAACAAUGUAUCAGCGGCCAUCUUCGCUCCUGGAUGGGUAUAUGAGACUGCACAACCACCUAAUUUCCACACAGCUCAGAAUAAGUGGUGGUCACUUGUUGAGAAGUCAUGGGGAAUAGUCCAAACAUAUCCACAAGUGUUGCCAUUUUACUCGGAUUUCAAUCAGGGCUUUGGUAACCAUGUAUCACUCGAGGGUCGCCAGUUAUCUGAUGCUCCAUGGUACAACAUUUCUUGCCAGAGUCUUCAGCCACUCCUCGAGUUCAAGGAAGACAACACUGAUAUCAUUCAGGUCACUAUUGAUACUAGAGAUGCAUCUUAUAACGGAGGAGGGAACAUCGUUUUUAAAGGAAGACUCGAGGGAGAUGUGUAUUUCACAGCAAGGCUCUUUAAACCUCUCCUUCAUCUUUCUUCUUCCCCCAUCACAGUCUCCUACUCUGUGAAAUCAGAUGAGACUUUUAAACUUGGACUCCUGCUUUCUUUCUCGUCCGCAUCACACGGGACUAAAUCCAUACUUGUGGCGCCACAAGAACCCAUCCCUAGAUUAGAUCACAUGUUCUUGAAGUGCCUCGUUACAUCAGAGCAGACUGUAUCAGAGUGGACGGUACACGAGACAAGCCUUGUCAUGGAUGAACACACACUAACUGAAAUCUCUUUCUUUUGCUACAGAACAGAGAACUCGACGAAGGCAUCAGAGUACGUUGCAUUGCUCGGUCACAUUUCAAUCAAAGAUCAUGUUCAGCUCCUCCAGCAAAACUUCGUUUCCUUACCUCCAGCAUCAUCAUGGGUCAUCGAGGCUCAUAACAUAGAGCUCAUGGUAGAUUCGGACGUGAAAGGGGUCAGCUUCGUGGUGCAACCGUGUGGUGAAGAUGGGUUAUGGAGAAAGCUUGAUGAUUCCCCUAACCUUCUUGUGGACUUGGAGGGUCUCUCGUAGGUUGCUGGAAACAAUGAAACGAUUCAUAAUGUAUAUUACAAAAUUACAUUAAUCUAGAAAGUGGGGAAAACAUGAUAAAAAAAACCUGAACUGAUAACAGAUCAUCAUCGUACAACUUCUUAAAAAUAUAAUUAAUGUACAUUAAUUUCCUUGUAUUUUAUAAUUAUAAAGAGAUCUUUUCCUUGUGCUA
Messenger RNA from Brassica napus (rape), 3933 nucleotides. Its product is annotated as cytosolic endo-beta-N-acetylglucosaminidase 2-like. Gene Ontology annotation, molecular function: mannosyl-glycoprotein endo-beta-N-acetylglucosaminidase activity. Gene Ontology annotation, biological process: protein deglycosylation. Bases 1923 to 3743 code for a protein of 606 amino acids. Gene Ontology annotation, cellular component: cytoplasm. The transcript has 11 exons. The record is from RefSeq and is a predicted model, not a curated record. Lineage: Eukaryota; Viridiplantae; Streptophyta; Magnoliopsida; Brassicales; Brassicaceae.